UCUCCGUGCUGCGUCCUCGCAACUGUGACGCGUGAUGAAUGGGCGGAGCUAAAAUGGGAGGAAGCGAGUACAAAGAAGAAUAGACGCUGUCGGUCGGAGACGGAAAGAAAUCUUAAUAGUUCCAACACAUCAAAGAAUAGAAAGACACACGCACGGAGGACGGAGUAUGUACGUAAACCGAUGUGUAAUUUAAUUGUCAAGCCUCAGAUUUAAAAAAAAAAACCCGAAUUGCCACUGAUCAAGAGAGGAAACAGUCUUCUGGCAGAUGGAGAAACAGAACGGAGCUGCUGGGGCGGCGGACGGAGCAUGGCCGAACAGAAAGCACUGGAGCUCGUCGACCAGUGGAACAUCCGCCGGUGAGACCCUGGACAGUCCAACAGGUUCACAUGUAGAGUGGUGUAAACAGCUGAUAGCUGCCACCAUCUCCAGUCAAAUCUCAGGAUCAGUCCCAUCUGACAUCAUGAACAGGGAUAACAAGGGUAAAUGCCCCAGCAACUGGCCAUUACCCAUCAGUCGACUCACACAUUUGUGAAAUGCAUCACCUUGUGAUGCACGUGGACCCAUCAUCAGUGAUGUCACCUGGGGUCAUUGGAUGUUUCAGGUUUUUCAACAAUUAGACACCCUCACCCAGGAGACCCAACCAAGGUUGAUCAAGCCCCUGCUUGUGUCCAGGUAGCGCUACCCCACCCACGGCUCUCCUCUCCUGAUCCACUGCCACCUUGAUGCAGCUUCUGCUAACUCGGUGGCCACCUUAAUGGCCCUUCACCUACUGGGUCCUAUGAUGCCCAGCAUGUUGUAGGCCCUGCAGAGAGACUGGCCUCCGUCCGAAUGAGAUGCUCACCCCCCCCCCCCCUCGGGCAUCCCUGGGGGUGUUUUUCCGUAGUUCGAUCUGUAGCUUGCUGUGGGUUCUCCCUAAAUAGAAUAAAACAUAUGUUAAUGUAAUUAGUGA
Paralichthys olivaceus (Japanese flounder) is the source of this 949-nucleotide messenger RNA. The record is from RefSeq and is a predicted model, not a curated record. Lineage: Eukaryota; Metazoa; Chordata; Actinopteri; Pleuronectiformes; Paralichthyidae.